This is a messenger RNA of Malus domestica (apple), 3684 nucleotides long. NCBI's taxonomy places the organism in Eukaryota, Viridiplantae, Streptophyta, Magnoliopsida, Rosales, Rosaceae. The record is from RefSeq and is a predicted model, not a curated record.
ACAAAAGAUCACACAAAAUUCAAAAAUUUCAAUUCAACACAAACAUUUUCGUCUGGUAAAAAUGCGUUUCUAAUCGCUGUGUUUCGUCUCGAUUUCGAUUUUGAUCACUGUGUUUUUUUUGUUUUCGUCGAUUUGGUCAUUGCCUUUGGUUUGUUUGAAAUUUUUCCAGUUUCCAGAGAUGAAUUGUUGAAAUAAUUUGGUGUUGGUGUAGAUUCUGGUUUUGGUUUCGGUUUCGGUUUUUUAUUAAGAUUACAAUGAUUGGAAAUGGGGUGGUGGGGAUUUUGGCUGAGUCUGUGAACAAGUGGGAGAGAAGAGCGCCUCUGACGCCGUCUCACUGCGCUCGGCUGCUCCACAGCGGGAAAGAUAAAACCGGAGUUUCUCGGAUCAUACUGCAGCCCUCGACGAAGAGAAUUCAUCAUGAUGCAAUGUAUGAAGAUGUUGGAUGUGAAAUCUCUGAGGAUUUGUCACAUUGUGGUUUGAUCCUCGGCAUUAAACAGCCAAAGCUGGAGAUGAUUCUGCCGGAUAGAGCUUAUGCGUUUUUUUCGCAUACUCAUAAGGCUCAGAAGGAAAACAUGCCACUCUUGGAUAAGAUCCUAGCAGAAAGAGUGUCUCUCUAUGAUUACGAGCUUAUUGUCGGGGAUCAUGCGAGAAGACUACUUGCAUUCGGAAAGUAUGCUGGUAGAGCAGGAUUUAUCGACUUCUUGCUCGGCUUAGGACAGAGGUACCUAAGUCUUGGAUAUUCGACACCGUUUCUUUCGUUGGGUGCAUCUUAUAUGUAUCCAUCCUUGGCUGCCGCUAAGGCAGCUGUAAUUUCUGUGGGCGAAGAGAUAGCAACUCGCGGACUGCCAUCAGGAAUCUGUCCUCUUGUCUUCAUUUUCACCGGUUCAGGAAAUGUUUCUUCUGGUGCACAAGAGAUAUUUAAGCUUCUUCCUCAUACUUUUGUGGAACCAAGCGAACUUCCGGCACUAUUUGUGGCGGCCAAGGAUGCUGCUCAAACUACUCGAAAAUCGAAAAGGAUCUUCCAAGUAUACGGUUGUGUUGUGACUAGUAAAAACAUGGUUGAACACGAAGAUCCAACAAGAGAAUUUGACAAAGCCGACUAUUAUGCACAUCCAGAACACUACAACCCUGUUUUCCACGAAAAAAUAGCCCCGUAUGCAUCUGUAAUCGUGAAUUGCAUGUAUUGGGAGAAACGAUUUCCUCGCUUAUUGAGUACCAAGCAGGUUCAAGAUCUAACAAAGAAAGCAAGUGUGCUUGUUGGAAUCGCUGAUAUAACUUGUGACAUAGGGGGGUCAAUAGAAUUUGUCAACCAAACCACAUCAAUUGACUCACCUUUCUUCAGAUACGAUCCUGUGACUAAUUCUUACCAUCGUGACAUGGACGGCGCUGGUGUGAUAUGUCAAGCUGUGGACAUUCUUCCGACAGAAUUUGCAAAAGAGGCUUCGAAACAUUUUGGAGACAUAUUGUCCAAUUUUGUUGGUAAUUUGGCUUCUACAAAAGACAUUACAAAGUUGCCUGCACAUUUAAGGAGAGCUUGCAUUACCCAUGGAGGAGCACUUACCUCAUUUUAUGAAUAUAUUCCGCGUAUGAGAAAGUCAGACUCAGAAGAAAUAUCAAAGAAUCAUGUUAAUCACAACUACAAGAACUACAACAUAUCAGUAUCUCUCAGUGGUCACCUAUUUGAUCAGUUUCUGAUAAAUGAGGCCUUAGAUAUCAUUGAAGCUGCAGGCGGCUCCUUUCAUUUGGUUAAGUGUGACGUGGGUCAAUGUUCGAAUUCUCUAUCAUUCUCCGAACUUGAAGUGGGUGCAGAUGACACGGCCGUUCUUGAUCAAAUUAUCGACUCUUUAACUUCUCUAGCGAAUUCAAACGAAAAUCAUGACUUAAAGCAAGAGAAAAAUAAGAUUUCUCUGAGUUUUGGUGAAGUCCAGCACAGUCCCACUAAAAAGGGAAAUGACACGAAAAGAAAGGCUGGGGUUCUGAUUAUUGGAGCAGGCCGGGUCUGCCAGCCAGCUGCUGAGAUGUUAGCAUCAGUUAGCGGAAUGUCAUCCCACGAAUGGUACAAAACAUGCUUUGAAGAUGAAUUCGAAGAGAUUAAUGAUGUGCAAGUUACUGUUGCAUCUCUCUACCUAAAGGAUGCUGAAGAGAUCACUGAAGGUAUUCCAAAUGCAACAGCAGUUCAACUUGAUAUUUCGGACACUGGCAGUCUGCAUAGGUAUAUAUCGGAGGCUGAACUUGUUAUAAGUUUACUGCCGGCUUUUUGCCACGUUACUGUAGCAAAUGCAUGUAUUGAGCUUAAAAAGCAUCUUGUCACUGCUAGCUAUGUUGAUGAAUCCAUGUCAAAACUGGAUGAGAAGGCAAAGAGUGCUGGUAUUACGAUUCUUGGUGAGAUGGGCUUGGACCCUGGGAUAGAUCAUAUGAUGGCGAUGAAGAUGAUCAACCAAGCCCACGUUCGGAAGGGGAAAAUAAGGUCUUUCACUUCUUACUGUGGUGGACUGCCAUCCCCAGCUGCAGCAAACAAUCCGUUAGCAUAUAAAUUCAGCUGGAGUCCUGCAGGAGCUAUUCGAGCUGGACGUAAUCCUGCAACGUACAAAUCUAACGGCAAAAUUGUAGAAGUUGAUGGGAAGGAUCUUUAUGAUUCAGCUGCGAAAUAUCGGGUUCCAGACCUUCCAGCCUUCUCGUUAGAAUGCCUUCCAAAUCGCAACUCCCUAGUUUAUGGGGACUUGUAUGGAAUAGGACAUGAAGCAUCAACAGUCUUUCGUGGAACUCUUCGAUAUGAAGGGUUCGGAGAACUAAUGGCAACGCUUUCAAGAAUUGGUUUAUUCGAAUCUGAACCUCAUCCGCUUCUUAAGGAUGCAAAUAGACCCACGUUCAGGAAAUUUUUGUCUGAACUCCUCAAAAUGAAAACUGAAGAUCUGGACAGACCUCUGAUCGGAGAGAAAAUCAUCCCCGAAAGGAUUGUCACGCUCGGAUACUGCAAAGAGCAAGGAGCUGCUGUGAGGGCAGCUAAGACUAUCGUAUUUCUGGGACUUCACGAGCAGAAAGAGAUCCCCGCCUCUUGCAAAAGCGCAUUUGAAGUUGCUUGUCUUCGGAUGGAAGAGAGAUUAGCGUACUCCAGCACGGAACAGGACAUGGUGCUUUUGCAUCAUGAAGUGGAGGUUGAGUUCCCGGAUGGACUUCGAGAGAAGCAUACAGGCACUCUACUGGAAUUCGGGAAAAUGAAAAGCGGUAAAAUGAUCUCCGCCAUGGCGUUCACUGUGGGAGUCCCGGCGGCCAUUGGAGCUCUGCUCAUACUUGGAAACAAGAUCAAAACGAGAGGCGUCUUGAGACCUAUCGAACCAGAAGUAUACGUCCCAGCAAUGGAUAUACUACAAGCUUAUGGAAUCAAGUUAAUGGAGAAGAUCGAGUGAUCCGAACCAUCUCCGUUCGUCCUUCCUGACAAAUAUCGACGGAUCCAACUUGAAACUCGACGCGCUACUGCCUGGUAUCGCUCGGGCGCAAGGAAGCACAGAUAUUUGAAAGGAAGUGUAUGACGUAAAUUAUGUAACAGGGCUCCAGUGAGAAGUUUGCAGUGCCUUUUUUUCUAAGUUUAGCGGAAAAUGGCGUCUGCAAAUGGGAGGAGCUUACUGUUCCUACUUGGUGUAAGAAAAAUAAUGAUGCGAACAAUGAAUUUGACAGUUUAUCAGA